This is a messenger RNA of Lycium barbarum (goji berry), 552 nucleotides long. RefSeq lists its product as uncharacterized. Bases 1 to 552 code for a protein of 183 amino acids. The transcript has a single exon. NCBI's taxonomy places the organism in Eukaryota, Viridiplantae, Streptophyta, Magnoliopsida, Solanales, Solanaceae. The record is from RefSeq and is a predicted model, not a curated record.
AUGGCUGACAUGUCCAAGUUGGACCCUGCGACUACAGUCACCAAUAUCAAAUCAUGCAUUCCUAUUGUUCUUGACUAUGAAGGAAGCCAAUACAACAAUUGGGCUACCCUCUUCAAGCUCCAUUGCCGAGCAAACUUGGUGAUCGACCACAUACUACCUCCUGCCUCCCCCACCGUGCCACUACCGGCAACGGCAGCUGAGAAACUUGCUACGAAGGCUCUAUGGGAACGGCUAGAUGACAUUGUUCGUCAAUGGAUAUAUGGUACAAUAUCGAAUGAUCUUCUCAACACGAUCAUUCAUCAAGAGGACACCGCAGCCGAGGCAUGGAAUCAUCUUGUUCAUCUCUUUCAGGACAACAAAUCGGCUAGGGCUCUUGCUCUUGAUGCAAAAUUCACCAACACCAAAUUGGUGGAUUUUUCGAAUGUGAAAGCAUACUGCACCAGGCUAAAAGUUCUUGCAGAUAAUCUCGCAAACGUCGGCCACAAAGUUUCCGACGAACGACUUGUGCUUCGUCUUCUGCGAGGAUUAUCGGAGGAAUAUAAAACCUUUUGA